Messenger RNA from Hippocampus comes (tiger tail seahorse), 6158 nucleotides. It is a transcript of the gene stk32c, whose product is annotated as serine/threonine kinase 32C. Gene Ontology annotation, molecular function: G protein-coupled receptor kinase activity; G protein-coupled receptor binding; ATP binding. The record is from RefSeq and is a predicted model, not a curated record. Gene Ontology annotation, biological process: protein phosphorylation; regulation of signal transduction; G protein-coupled receptor signaling pathway. The coding region runs from base 364 to 1695 and encodes 443 amino acids. NCBI's taxonomy places the organism in Eukaryota, Metazoa, Chordata, Actinopteri, Syngnathiformes, Syngnathidae. The transcript is spliced from 12 exons.
UCAGCUCUCACUCGGAGCCGGAGAGGAUAGAGUAAAGUCCGAGUGGUUCCUCUCAGACUACGGAAGACAACCGAAUACAAUUGGCCAGACUAUCGUGGCCGUGGAACUUGCUUGAACACAUUUUCACGCCACCGCCGUUGCUCCCUUCUCUCUAGACAACAAAACGACUUAAACUCGCUCUGCACCUACGUCAAAUAAUAGUAACAGUAGCGGUGUAAAAAUAAUGAUAGUAAUAAAAAAAUAAUGAACAAAGGAUUGGGUUUGCGUGAAACGUGUACCCAAUUGCUCCUGUUUAGCGUUUAGAGUCUCCCACUCUGAAGUGUAGUUUCUCUUCACGAGGCGAGGAAUGCUAUCUGGGCAUCAAUGUUUCACUGGGGAAAGUGGAAGAAGAGGAUGGGAGCCAAUAGUUCUUCAAAGAGACCCGUUUUUGACGAAAAGGAAGAUGUGAACUUUGACCACUUUCAGAUAUUGCGGGCUAUUGGGAAGGGCAGCUUUGGAAAGGUAUGCAUCGUGCAAAAGAGGGACACGGAGAAGAUGUACGCCAUGAAAUACAUGAACAAACAACAAUGUAUAGAAAGAGAUGAGGUCCGAAACGUCUUUAGAGAGCUUGAGAUUCUCCAGGAAAUUGAACAUGUUUUUUUAGUAAAUCUCUGGUACUCAUUCCAGGAUGAGGAGGACAUGUUCAUGGUGGUGGAUCUGCUCCUUGGAGGGGACCUUCGUUACCACUUGCAGCAAAGUGUCUCAUUCAGCGAGGAUGCUGUUAAACUUUACCUCUGUGAGAUGACACUUGCACUAGACUACCUGCAAAGCCAGCACAUCAUCCACAGAGAUGUCAAACCAGACAACAUUCUCUUGGAUGAGCAAGGCCAUGCUCAUUUGACAGACUUCAACAUAGCGACAAUAAUAAAGGACGGAGAGCGAGCAACGGCCUUAGCUGGAACCAAGCCAUACAUGGCUCCAGAGAUCUUUCAAUCCUUUAUGAAUGGAGGGAUGGGCUACGCAUUUGAAGUAGACUGGUGGUCAUUAGGGGUGACAGUCUUCGAAGUUCUGCGGGGAUGGAGGCCCUAUGACAUCCAUGCCAGUAACUCGCUGGAGUCUCUAAUCCAGCUCUUCAGCACAGUCAGUGUCCAGUACAGCCCGGCCUGGCCCAAAGACCUUGUUUCUCUCUUGAGGAAGCUACUUACAGUGAACCCUGAGCAUCGAUUCUCCAGCCUGUCUGACAUGCAGACUUCUCCCUACCUCGUUGACAUCAACUGGGAUGCCAUUUAUGAAAAAAAGAUGGACGCUGGAUUUGUUCCUAAUAAAGGUCGCCUUCACUGCGACCCCACCUUUGAGCUGGAGGAGAUGAUUUUGGAAUCACGUCCCCUUCACAAGAAGAAGAAAAGACUGGCAAAGAACCGGUCCAGGGACAACAGUAAAGAUUCACAGUCUGAAAAUGACUAUCUACAGGAGUGCCUUGAAGCAGUGCAGCAAGAAUUCAUGAUUUUCAACCGAGAGAAGUUGAAAAAGCGUCAAGAAGAGGGUCAUAGCGAGGCUGGGGGAGAUGAUGCCAGCGGGGACGGCGAUGCGGAGGCUGGCGGCAUUGACGACGACGCGGCCGAGCCCGAACCGGAACAGGAACCCGAGCCAGAGCCCGAAUCCUCUUCCAAACUGAGCAUGUGUGGCUCGGUGUGCUCCUCCCCUGGCAGCUGCUAGUGCCACAUCGGCUCAUGGUGCACGAUAAAGGAUGAAGGUCUCUCAGUGCCAUGCCCAUAGAUAUAUUCUUUCCUCUCUCCUUUCCAGUAGCCAGGAGGGGUGGAACCACACAGCAGGGGCGGGGGGGUGGAACAGACGCACUGCAGGACCCAAUUAAUUUUAUUCUGUAGCUCCCUUCCCCGGUAAGGCAAGAAUGAAGCAGAUUCUCCACCUUCUUGUCCGUCCUUCACAAUGCUCCAACUUCUAUGCAAUGUUACACUUCAUUCACAGCAUGACAGAGUAUCACACGCUAGGAGGUGAAGCAAAAUGCUCGGCAAAUCUGAUGCCAUCCUCAGCAAUAGCUGUUCCUGAUAUUUUGGUGGCUUUGGUGGUUUUAGUAGAGAUGCUUUCCCUCGCCGCCUCUUCAAAAUGAGCCUAGGAUGACUGAAUUAUUCAACGUGCACAGGCAGUUUUACAGUUUUAGCUUGUCUCUGCUUCACUCCUCCCCACAGCUUCUCUUAUGUCACGAAUGCCCUAAUUCAGAGCGAUUGUUUUGUUUAGUUUUUUUCAAGAUGUCCUGGUGUGCUUCUAUUGCCGCACCUUCAUAAAGUCAUUCACAUUUAUGCAACAGUGACCAACUUAAUAUUAUUUGCAUUAUUCACAUUUAAACCAUAAAUCGAAAAGAUGCAGUGUGUCAGAUGGUGUAUAAACUCUGACUUAAGGUAUGUCACUUUUAGGAGUAAAUGUCAAGAAGCUGGAAAUUAGAUUUGCUUCUCAAAAUGUUCUCUUUUUGUUCGGCAAAUGCUCUGGAAGUAGCCAGUGAAAAUCGCCUUCCUGCAGUGCUCAUCCUGGGGAUCGAACUGACUGGCUGUCAGCAUUUCAAAUAGUUUUCACGAUCAAGUCCAGUAAUUGCCAUCGCGGUACGUUUAAGGCGAGACCAUUGCUCUCGGUUUAAACACGUGGGAACAUGUAGCAAUGAUCCACCUUAAAGCCCGUCAUAAAAUGAAAAACAUGUAAAUAGCGUAACUGGUAGGUAAAUAACGUCACCACAGUUUUAUGUGGGGCUGCAAACUCGACACAUUUAAACUCAACUAAAGAAAGAAGCUUGUGGAGUCAAUCCUUCGCAUUGCUUCAUUCUGCUCUUCGCUCCAAGUGUGCAGGCACAUCUUGUAGGCAACAUAGGCCAAAGCUUUUCUACCAUUUGCAUAACCAUUUCUAAGGAAUUAUGUGUAUGUACGUGUCUCUCUUCUUUCUGUAUGGCAUGGAUUUAAUAGUCCACUGUAUAGUCAUAUUGCCAAUAUUUAGAAACUCUCAGAAUUCAGGUACCGGUAAGAAGGGAAUUUAAUGACACGCAAAAGUGCUGAUUUGGUCUGGGAGCUGGAUAGCUUAAUUUAGCUAUGGUAUGACCUAAAAGCUUGCAGUCAGCUGUCAACCUACUCCUACUUUUGUUUUGAUGUCAUCCACGGGCACUUGUGUCAAAAGGUUGACGUAAGAGAUUAAAAUUGUCUUAUAUAUCAGUCAUAAUUUAAGCGUAUUUACUAUUUUUAGCAAUCGUCUGGGACAUUUAUUAGUGUUUGAACAAGAAAAAAGCUUUGCUAAGCUAGGCUAAUCAACUUUCAAAAACAGGAUAUCUUACAGUGGGCCCUCGAUGGUCAAACACAAUUCUAAACAGGAUGUCAACUUCUGAAUUGUUUGGAUUUCGUUAAGUAAUCCAAGAAAAUCAGCUGUACAGCUGUGAAAAUAUGUUCGUGGCUGUAAUUCAAAAAACAAGAGGAUAAUCUUUAAAACACUCUUUGACAAGGGGCAAAAGUUACGUUGCUAAUGCAACCAAUAUCAGUCAGCAAGCGGCGUCGCAAUACGUUGUGACGCAGCUGAAGAAGACGCGUUUCGUUGCCACCACUCUUUCAUUAUUUUUCAUUCGUGACCUACAAGUGUUUCUCAUGCAAAUUUUCACUGUAAUUAUGACAUUUCAGAGUUAUGAAUGCACACAUUGAAGUAAUUGGCCCAGUGGUGUUCGGAUACACUAUCACUUGGCCCAAGUCAGCACGCUCGGUUACUGCGAUAGUAUAUUGUUAUUUUAUGGCCUUGAAGUGUUUAAAACAUCAAUAAAUAUUUAUUGUAACACAUUAGCGACAGAACUUUCUUCAAAUUUCAAGGACCCUCCUGUAUCUAAUUUCACAAGAUUUUGACUUCACUUCCGUCUUACUUGGCCGCAUAACAUGCAGUUAAUUCUUUGACGCUUGCUGAACGGAGCUCUUUGAGUAUGCUGGUGUUUGACCCGACAUUCUUUUUGAGCCAAGUUCACCCAUGUCUUGUAAUUAAUUAAUUAAUAAAUCAAUCAAUGAAUGAAAAAGCCUAACUGUGGGGUGUGUGAAUAUUAGGGUUCCAACGUAAUUUUGUUCCUUUAAAAUAGUCAGCAUGUGUGUUUCCCCACACGGUUUGAUUCGAAUGACUGGAUUACCAACAUUGAAACGUAGCACCAUUCGAGUCUGUCAUAUACUGUGUUUAUUUUUAUUUUAUAUUAUUAUUAUUAAUAUAUUAUGAUGAUUAUUAUUAUGUUUUGCAUGUUGAGUGGGGUAUAAGCCUGAUUUUGCCAAAGCCUGGAGCUUGAGCUUGAAUGGCAGAUUUGUGCAUGCACAAGCUAUUGAUGAUAGCAUACCUCAAUGCUCGCACCAUUGUUGAUUCCAAGUGCAACUUGCCUGCGUGUCUGUUUUUGGACGUUUAUCUGUACUGAGGCGCCUAAACCUGGUGUUCAAUAGACGCCAUGGUGUUGUUGUAUGGUCUGAAUUACAUUCUAUGAUCCUGUAAGGUUUUCUUGAUAUUUUUGAAUGUUGACAUAGCAAGAAUGAUUUUGUUUUCUCCUGGACUCCCCGUACAGUAGAUUACUUGCCAUGAUGGUGACUACAAUUUGACAGUAGUAGUAAACAUACAUUUGUUGCCAAGCUGUAGGACAUAAAAGAAACCAAGCCCACGCGCUAUAGACAAAUGCGGUUGCAUUUCAGUGAACCUCCGUUUAUCGCGGGGCAUAUGUUCAGAUGCACCUGCACUCAGUGAAAACCUCUGUUUGUAGUGACGUCAUAUAAAAAAAUGGUUUUAUAUAGUUUUACACCGACCACACGCUUUCAACAAAUUUGAACAUGUUAGUAGCCGCAUUUUAAACAGAUGUUAAAUGUGUUUGAACACAAUCAUUUGCAAGCAUAACAUUAAUAAAAAAAAUAAAAAUACUGUGCAGUAUUGAAAAGUCUGCCGUGCCGUGGAUAUGCCGAAAGAGUAGUCGUGGCCAUUGGAGUUCCAUAGCCAGUUACGUUGAGAGUAAACACCAAACUAAGUAACUUCCUUCAUGAAGCAUGAAGUAGUUUUAUUUUCUCGUGAUCGAUCAGGAUCUUACUUCAUCUGACUCUCAGAAACCUUCAAAGAUGCAGGAUGGUCAUGAUUAAAAAACAAUUUUUUAUCGAUUUAUUUCAAACUGCAUAUUAUUAAUUUUAUGUUUUCAAUAUUGUACAGUAUUGAUCCAUCCAUCCAUCCAUUGUCUGCACCGCUUAUACUCACGAGGGUCGCAAGCGUGCGGGCUUAUCCCAGCCGUCUUUUGUAUUGAUAGAAAAAGCAGUCAACCCCUGCAGCCUCAAGUACUACACAUCAACACCAAACGAUACCGAUAAUUUUGCCGCUCGUGCCUACUCCACAUGAGAGGGGUCUGGUCUAGUCCACCAAUAUUAUUGCACUUCAAUGUAGGUGAACAGACUUUGCGAUGGCGAUGAGAGCGACACUCAUCUGAUCAGACCACACCAUCAAAAUGCUUUCAAUGCUGUUAAUCUAGUGUUCAAUGGCUUCAUAUUCUUGCUUCGAUGUUCAAAUAUCAAGGCUCGUGCACUUUCUGGGUGAGUUGUUUGAGGGGUUCCUUUCACUUCCUUCUGCACAUGAAGAAAAUAUUGCAUAUGGGGGUGGGGGGCUGAAAACAGUCCACACGCCUUUGAAAUAAGAUGCAUCACAAGCCUGUGAGCAUUAUGCUGUUUGCCAAUUGUUUUUAAAUGGAUAAUUGAUUUUCAUGAUUAGGUGUGGCUUGCAAUGCUAAUCUGUUUUGUUUUUCGAUAGCAGUGAUCAUUCCGAGAUGGACAUUGCUUGCUUACCCUCCUGACGUGUUCCUUUCAAGUGUUAAUGUUUGGAUGCUCUUAGGUGUUUUCAAAGCCUUCUGUGCUCGUACUUGACCAGCAAAGCAUGUCUCCUAAUCAGCCGUGGUCCAAUUCGACGCCCUCAAGGUAUGCAAAAGGAUACAUGUUCUAACUCUGUCGAUUACAGUUUUGAAGUCGGUGCCCUGUUACCAUUAAAUUAAGACAAUGCAAUUUGUUUCUCCUUUCCUCCAUGUAAUUCUUGUGCAACAGGAUUUUUAUGAGGUAAACGAUGAAAAGCCUUGUACUGUAAACUUACUGAAACUGCUUUUGUGUUCAUAACAUGCUGCUUCAAAUAAAACUCCUUCCCAGAAGGCG